GGGACGCGGCUGCGCAUGAUCCUACCGGAUAUUACGUUAUUUGAUAUAUCUGUUUUACCGCUAAAAUGAUCAAAACACAAGUGAUUUUAACAAAACAAUAGUACAAAAACAAAAUGGAGUGUGCCUUCUUACUAUUAGUUCCGUGAAGUGAUUAUAAUUGUGUGUUAAAACGACAGAAAAGGAAUAAAACAAAUGUGUGUGAUCCAUGUGUGAAUGUUGUGCGACAAAAUGUGGUCAAGAAACUUUAUUCCGGAUUAUGGGAUUCAAUUAUCCAUCAUCAUAAUUCUGUCUACGUUGGCCGCGAAAAUCCACGGGGUCGAAGGUUUCGUGUCGUGUUCGCCCUCUCCGUGCAAGAACAGCGGUACUUGCCUCUCAUCUCCGAGGGGGGAAUACUUUUGCAAUUGCACGUCACGCUACGCCGGCGAGUUUUGUCAGCACCUGAACCCUUGCCACAGCGAAUCCAGUUCCCGAUGUCAGAACGGGGGCUCCUGUAGAGUCAGACCCGGUAACGGAGGAGGGUCUCCAACAUUCGAAUGUGACUGUCCUCUGGGCUUCAGCGCCUCUCUCUGCGAGAUCAAAGAACCAGCUGCCUGCGACUCAGCACCAUGUCUCAAUGGAGCAACAUGCAGACUGACGUCAUUGCAUACUUACAAAUGUGAUUGCCCCCCAGGUUAUACAGGUGAGGACUGUUCUCAUAAAGACCACUGCGCCUCGCAGCCUUGCCACCACGGAGGUCGCUGCGUCGCAGACAACACCACAACUGCUGGAUACUCCUGCGUCUGUCCUCCUGGCUACACUGGAUCCAGGUGUACUGAAGACGUCAUUGAGUGUUCGAGUGGUCCUGGGCCCUGCCAUCACGGUCGGUGUUUCAACACUCACGGCUCGUACACUUGUGUGUGUGAGCCCGGGUACACGGGGCGGGACUGUGACGCCGAGUACGUCCCGUGCGAGCCAUCACCAUGCCUGCACGGAGGGAGAUGCACGCCGCUCGACCAACUCAGAUACGAGUGUGAUUGUCCUACUGGUUACCGUGGCCAAAACUGUGAGACCGAUAUCGACGACUGCCCUGGCCACCUCUGCCAGAACGGGGCCACCUGUAUCGACGGCCUCAACACGUACACCUGCGAGUGUCCGCCCACCUUUACUGGCACGCUGUGCGAGACCGAUGUCGAUGAGUGUGCGCUCAGGCCCUUGGUGUGUCAAAAUGGCGCCACGUGUACGAACAGCGUCGGUGGAUUUUCCUGUAUCUGCGUGAACGGCUGGACUGGUCCCGAAUGUUCGGUGAACAUCGACGAUUGUGCUGGCGCGGCGUGCUUCAACGGAGCCACCUGCAUCGACCGAGUUGGGGCGUUCUACUGCAAGUGUACACCUGGGAAGACGGGUCUGCUGUGCCACUUGGACGACGCCUGCACAUCCAACCCUUGCCACGCAGACGCCAUCUGUGACACCAGCCCAAUAAAUGGCUCCUAUACUUGUUCCUGUGCAUCAGGAUACAAGGGACUUGAUUGCUCUGAAGAUAUCGACGAGUGUGAACAAGGUUCCCCGUGCGAACAUGAUGGCAUCUGCGUGAACACGCCCGGUUCGUUCGCGUGCAACUGUUCCGUGGGGUUCACUGGACCGCGGUGCGAGACCAAUGUCAACGAGUGCGAGAGCCAUCCCUGCAGGAAUGACGGCUCCUGUCUCGACGACCCUGGCACCUUCCGCUGCGUCUGUAUGCCUGGCUUCACGGGUACUCAAUGCGAAGUGGAGAUCGACGAGUGUGCCAACAACCCGUGUCUCAAUGGCGGCGUGUGUCACGACAUGAUCAAUGCCUUCCGGUGCACUUGUGUUAUUGGGUUUACGGGCGCUCGCUGCCAGGUGAAUAUCGACGACUGCUUGUCAAGUCCGUGUCGGAACGGGGGCACGUGUCAUGACUCUAUCGCGGGCUAUACCUGCGAGUGUCCACCUGGAUAUACUGGGAUGUCUUGCGAGACCAACAUCAACGACUGCCUGUCUGCGCCGUGUCACCGCGGAGAAUGUAUCGACGGUGACAACAGCUUCACCUGCAACUGUCACCCGGGCUACACCGGCCGCGUGUGUCAAACACAGAUCAAUGAGUGCGAGUCUAACCCUUGCCAGUUUGGAGGACACUGUGAGGAUCUGAUAGACGGAUACCAGUGCAGAUGCAAGCCAGGCACAUCUGGUCGCAACUGUGAGAUCAAUGUCAACGAAUGUUACUCCAACCCAUGUAGAAAUGGAGCCACUUGCAUUGACGGCAUCAAUCGCUACACAUGCGAGUGUAUCCCUGGCUUCACCGGACAGUAUUGCGAGACCAACAUCAACGAGUGUUUAUCAAACCCAUGUGCCAAUGGGGGUAAAUGUAUUGACCGCGUCAACGGGUUCCGCUGCGAAUGCCCCAGAGGAUAUUACGACGCCAGAUGCUUGUCUGAUGUCAAUGAAUGCGCUUCUAACCCCUGCAUCAACGGUGGAACCUGUGAGGAUGGAGUCAACCAGUUCAUCUGCCAUUGUCUGCCAGGAUAUGGAGGUCAAAGAUGUGAACGGGAUAUCGACGAGUGCAGUUCCAACCCGUGCCAACACGGCGGAACCUGCCACGAUAGACUCAACGCGUACAAAUGUGACUGUAUCCUGGGAUUCACAGGCGUGAACUGCGAAACGAACAUCGAUGACUGCGCGGGCACCCCAUGCCUGCACGGCGGCUCCUGCAUCGACCUGGUGAACGGCUACCGUUGCGUGUGCGCACCGCCCCAUUCUGGCCGCAACUGUGAGAACACGCUCGACCCCUGUCUGCCAAACCAAUGUCGUCACGGCGGCCGUUGCGUUGCGGAGGCGUCGUACGCGGAGUUCACGUGCCAGUGCGGCGUGGGCUGGAUGGGCGCCCUGUGCGAGCGGGAUGUGGACGAGUGCGCGGCCUCGGCGCCCUGCCACAACGAGGCCACGUGCAUCAACACGGAGGGCUCGUACGCCUGUCUGUGCGCGCGCGGCUACGAGGGCAAGGACUGCGCCAUCAACACCGACGACUGCGCCUCUUUCCCGUGCCAGAACGGCGCCUCGUGCCUGGACAGGAUUGGUGACUACCACUGCAUGUGCGCCAGUGGGUUCGCGGGGAAACACUGCGAGGUGGACAUCGACGAGUGCCAGUCACAGCCCUGCGCUAACGGAGCCACUUGCAACCAGUAUGUGGCAUCAUACACGUGCACCUGCCCGCUGGGUUUCUCCGGCAUCACGUGCCAGACCAACGACGAGGACUGCACAGAGUCGAGCUGCAUGAACGGCGGAACCUGUAUCGACGGCGUUAACUCUUACAACUGCUCGUGUCCCCCAGGGUACACGGGCUCGAAUUGCCAGUUCCGGAUCAAUAUGUGUGACAGCUCGCCUUGUGACAACGGUGCCACCUGUCACGACCACGUCACGCACUACACGUGCCACUGCUCCUAUGGGUUCACCGGCAAACACUGCGAAGCCUACGUUGAAUGGUGCGAGAACAGUCCCUGUGAGAACGGUGCGACUUGCUCGCAAAAGGGACCGCAGUACACGUGUACAUGUUCGCCGGGCUGGUCUGGAAAACUAUGUGAUGUCGAAAUGGUCUCCUGCAAGGAUGCUAGUAUUCGAAAAGGUUUAAAGCUGAAACAACUGUGCAACAACGGAACAUGCGAGGAUAUCGGAAACUCUCACAGAUGUCACUGCCUAGAUGGUUACACCGGUUCCUACUGCCAAAAGGAAAUCAAUGAAUGUGACUCAGCGCCGUGCCAAAAUGGCGCCGUUUGCAAAGAUUUAAUCGGAACCUACCAGUGUCAAUGUGCAAAAGGAUUUCAGGGACAAAACUGCGAGCUUAACGUUAACGACUGCCUGCCCAACCCUUGUCAAAAUGGCGGAACCUGCCACGAUCUUAUCAACAACUUCUCCUGCUCCUGUCCAUUCGGUACCCUUGGAAAAAUCUGCGAGAUCAACGUCAAUGAUUGCAAACAAGACGCCUGCCACAACAACGGAACUUGCAUUGACAAAGUUGGUGGAUUUGAAUGCAAAUGUCCUCCGGGAUUUGUUGGACCUAGAUGUGAGGGAGAUAUUAACGAGUGUUUGUCUAACCCAUGUUCCAACCCUGGAACGCAAGACUGCGUUCAGCUUAUUAAUGAUUAUCAUUGCAAUUGCAAGCCGGGCUUCAUGGGUAGACAUUGUGAUGCCAAAGUCAACUUCUGUGCUAACUCACCUUGCCAGAAUGGCGGUAUCUGUACCGCAAUUCAAGGCGGCCAUGAAUGCUUGUGUAAUGAUGGAUUUUACGGCAAAAACUGUGAGUACUCUGGAUAUGCCUGCGAUUCCAACCCAUGCCAGAAUGGAGGCUACUGUCGGACAUCAGAAAUUGGAGACUACGUUUGCGAUUGUCCUUCAGGUCUAUCCGGUAUAAACUGUGAAAUUGAUUCAAUGAACGAGUGCCUCAGCAAUCCUUGUAAACAUCCCGAAGCCCGGUGUAUCGACAAACCUGGUGAUUAUUUGUGCUACUGCCCGAGACAAUGGAUGGGUAAGGAUUGUGAUAUACACGACCCACAUUCCAGAGGUGGAUACGGAAGCCCUGUGACAGGGGUCUAUGGAAACAACCCUGCCUUAACUCUUCAAGAACUAGAUUUGGCCUUCCAACGGGAGCAGUGUGUGAAAUUAGGCUGUAAAGAGAAAAAAGGAGACAAUCACUGCGAUGAGGAAUGUAAUACCUUUGCGUGUGAGUUCGAUGGAAAUGAUUGUUCUCUGGGCAUCAAUCCUUGGGCUAACUGUACUGCACCAAUAAAAUGCUGGGAGGUAUUUAUGAACGGAGAGUGCAAUGAGGUAUGUAAUACCCAAGCGUGUUUGUUUGACGGGCGAGACUGCGAGAAAUCACUCCAAAGAUGUAACCCUAUCUACGACGCAUACUGCCAAAAGCACUACGCUAACGGACACUGUGAUUACGGCUGCAACAACGCUGAAUGUAACUGGGAUGGUCUGGACUGCGAAAAUGAACCUCCAGAUUUAGCAGAAGGCGUUAUGUCCAUCAUUCUGCUGAUGGAUAUGAAAACCUUUAGAGAGAACUCCAUUGCAUUCCUCCGUGACUUAGGCCAUCAACUCCGAACUACGAUUCUCAUUAAAAAAGAUCAUCUCGGUAACGAUAUGGUCUAUCCAUGGAAGGGUUCGACAGACAUUGGUCUUCAAGACACGGAGUUUGGCAAGAAACACCAUAUAGUAUUUACUGAACGUGCACAAUUAGGCGUCAAGGUUUACCUCGAGAUUGAUAACAGAAAAUGUACGACAUUAUCUGGAUCAGAGUGUUUCUUCUCAGCUCGGGAAGCCGCUGAAUUUCUGGCGGCUACUGCUUCCAAACAUUCUCUAUCUCCUGACUUUCCUAUAUUUCAAGUUAAGGGAGAAGUGACACCUGACGAAGGAGAGUCACCAACAAACUCCAAAUAUGUCUUUAUCGGAGUUAUUCUAGUCUUAUUAGCUGGUUUAUUGAUCGGUGUGCUGGUAACUGCCCAAAGAAAACGUGCUGCGGGAAUAACAUGGCUUCCGGAAGGAUUUAUAAGCAAUGGGUCUUCUUCCCGUCAUCGUGCGAGGCGGCGUGGACCAGACGGCCAAGAAAUGAGGAACUUGAACAAGGGCUCAAUGGGAUGUAUUGAUGUUGACAUAAAUGGUGGUCAUAUGGGCCCUCCCCAUUGGUCAGAUGAGGAUGAUGAUACAUCGGGUCCUAGAGCGAAGCGGGCUAGGGGUCCUGGUGAUAGCGGGGCUCCGACUGGCUAUGCUUCAGAUCACACGGCUAUUACGGACUAUGAGGAAGCGAGCCACGAGCCCAGGGUAUGGACACAGCAGCAUUUGGAUGCGGCGGAUAUCAGGGUGCCACCGAGUAUGAUGACUCCACCAGCCAUACAUGAUGGUCACGUGGAUGUAAAUGCUCGGGGUCCGCUCGGAAUGACUCCGCUGAUGGUGGCAGCCAUCCGUGGCGGAGGACUGGACACGGGAUCCGACGUGGAGGAUGAGCAGACCGCCCACAUCAUAUCCGAGCUGGUGGCCCAGGGCGCACAGCUCAACGCAGCCAUGGACAAGACUGGAGAGACCAGCCUGCAUCUAGCAGCCAGAUACGCACGUGCGGACGCGGCCAAGCGUCUUCUGGACGCGGGUGCGGACGCCAACUCCCAGGACAAUACAGGUCGAACUCCGCUGCACUCCGCCGUUGCCGCAGACGCCAUGGGCGUGUUCCAAAUCCUGUUGCGGAACCGAGCAACCAACCUCAACGCAAGGAUGCACGACGGAACCACACCACUCAUUCUAGCUGCCAGGCUCGCCAUAGAGGGCAUGGUAGAAGACCUCAUAAACGCCGACGCCGACAUAAACGCGGCAGACAACAGCGGCAAGACAGCGCUGCACUGGGCGGCAGCUGUGAACAACGUGGAUGCUGUUAAUGUCCUUCUGGUGCAUGGAGCCAAUCGGGACGCCCAAGAUGACAAGGAUGAAACCCCUCUAUUCCUCGGUGCCCGGGAAGGGUCAUACGGCGCUUGUAAAGCCCUGCUUGACGCCAUGGCCAACAGAGAGAUAACGGACCAUAUGGACAGACUACCGCGGGAUGUCGCUCAGGAGCGCAUGCACGAUGACAUUGUGAGGCUGCUGGAUGAGCACUGCCCCAGGCCGCAGCAUCAUCACCUCAUGUCGUCGCCGAACCCGCAUCCACAGUUGAUAAGCCAGCCGACGGUUAUCAGCGCUACGGGGGCGAAGGGGAAACCGAAGAAAGGGAGGGGGAAGGGUCCUGAAAGCCCCCAGGAACAGGGAUACGAUAACAAUAACAUGCAAGCCUCGCAGAUUAGACGGAAGCCAAGUGUAAAAAAGAACAAUAAGAAAGUAGCGCAGGAAGUGCCGCAGAGCGUCGAGAGCUUAGGGUUUAGUUUGAGUCCUGUCGAGUCACCGCUGCAAAAUUUACAGGACCUACCGUCUCCGUAUGACGCGACGUCUCUGUACUCCAACGCUAUGGCGCAGUUCCCGGGUAUGGAGCAGCUUGUGCAACACAAACAGCCGCCCAGCUACGAGGAUUGUGUUAAGUCGGGCGGUACGCUACAGUACGGCGUGUCUGUAGGCGGCGCCGGCGCGUCUCUGUCGCCGCCAUACUCCAACCACUCGCCAGUGCACACCAACCAGAUGACGUCACCACAUGCCUACAUAGGGUCUCCGUCGCCGGGCAAGUCGCGGCCAUCGUUACCGACCUCUCCGGCGCACAUGGCGGCCAUGCGACACCAUCACCAGCACCAUCUCGACGCUGCCGCAUACUCUGCGCUUGCGCACCUCAGUUCGAGCGGGCAACACAAUGCCCAGCUACAGGCGGUGAUGACGCACGCCGCUGCACUGUCUCACACACAGCCGCAUCACCCCGCCAUCACCAACAUCAUGUCCGGUCUCUACGGCGGCUGGGGUAUGGGUGACACUUUCCCUACACCAUCACCGGAAUCGCCUGAUCAUUGGUCUACGCCCUCCCCGCAGACCCCUCUCACGCAAUCCCCGCACUCUGAUUGGUCAGAUCGAGCUGCGCUAUCGCCCAAUGAUAUUCAACAGACCAACAAAGGAGCUACUGAAGCAAUUUUCAUUUAAAAAAAGAACAAUAAGUGCCAGUGUGAAAUAAAAUGAUAAAAAUUGGCCAUAAAUAAAAUUUACUAUUGACGUAUAGUAAGUAUGUAAUAAACAUAUUAAAUUUGGCUGUAUGUUGUUGUACAGGCCAAAUCUCAUUUAAGGAUUAGGAAAAGAGAUUUUAGCACAUUACAUAUAGGUGCUAUUGUGCCGUAGCUGAUAGACUGAUUUGUACAGCCAUGACGUAGUUAAGUAACGUGGAAAUAAAUUGUAAAUGAGCAGGUUUUCAGCUUAGAAAUUAAAUCUGUAGCUAUUUCGUCAAUUUAUUAUAAUUAGUUUUCAUUAACACACCUAGAAAAUCGCUGAGAACCUUCUCAUAUCAUUAACAUGGUGUAUCAUUAUAGACAUAACGCAAAGCGGUUUAAUUUAUUACUGGGAGUAAGUAUUUUACAAAAUGGGAGUGUUAACUUUAGCCUCUAUUUUGGCUGAAGAUGACAAUGUCAAAGCCUAUUCGACCUGAAUUCCGUUUAAAAAAAAUCGAAUAGAAUUCUAUAUUUGAAUUUUGACUAUCUGUACACCAAAAUGAAGAUGAUUGUAACGUUGUUUUUGUUGUUAAGUGGACGUUUUAUCUAUAGUAAGGCCAACAAGACGAUAGAAAGAAUGUAAAGAAGGUUUCGGGUGUUUAAAACAUUUUCAUCGACAUCUUUGAAUAUUUACAAGAAUUGAUAUAUUUCAAAGGUUGUCUACAGCUGCCAAGCUAUAUUUCCAUUAUUAAAAUAAACAACAUAACAUAAAAUAACAGCAAAAAUCAACAAGAAAACUCAGUAAAUACAGAAACGAAUAAAACGUAUUACUUCGAACGCAAUUCAAAUAACUUUUUCACAAAAUGGCCACGAAAUACGCAACGACAGCUGCUGUCGUCGACUAACUGACGGCAUUACCUACUGCUUAAGAGCUUACGAGUGAUAAGGACAGAUAUUUAUUAUUAUAUUAACCAUAGUUAUAUAUGUUAAAUUCAAAUUGAAAUAUUUUUAUUCGAAUUACGAUUCAAAAUCACUUAUUGAACGUCAAAAACUAUCACCCACUCGAAAUAGACUGCCUCAGACUUGAGAAGAACGGGCGCAAGAAACUCAGCGGGCUUUUUUUUGAAAAUUUGGUUUACAAUGUAAUAUCCUACAAUAAACAUUUAUACUUAAAGAGCCUGAGGGUGUUCGAUUCAUUCCCAGUCUGUGGUAACAUAAAGAAAAUCGUUUAUGCUAUAGUAACCUUUCCCACACAAACGUUUGUUUACAAUUCUUUUAAAUUUCUUAAUUAUAAUAUAGCAGGUAUGUGGUAGCUAUAGCGUUAAAAAUUAUCAAAACACGCUAACAGAUGGCGGUACUUCUGUUUUUCCCGUUAAACAUUUGAGAUAACUCAGUAACAGUCCGUUUGUUUACAUUCUUUUCCCCAUCUCGUUGGCCUUAGUAUACAGUCGAGAUUGUUUUGCGAUUCGUAAAAGAUUAUUUAUGUGUGAUUUAGCACGUAAUAAUUGUACUUUGUAUGUAGAUCUUUAGAUAUUUCAUAAGAUGUUAAAUUAUGCUAAUAUAAUUUGGAGCCUGUAAUGAAAUACGUAAUUAUAGAUGUCGUUUUGUUUAUGUUUUUUUUUAUUUACCGUUCAUUCCGAAUCAUUCCAAUAUUGCUUCCAUUAUAAAUGUGGGAUGACGAAAAAAUCUUCUAGCUUGCUAGUACCUACAUAAUUAUGUAAACAGUUUUUUUUACAAAAAAUAUAGCGGUAAUUGUUUAGAAUAUUAGUGCAUAUUAUGUUUUUUAAAAACCAAUGUGUUUGGAGUGAGGCAGUAAACACUCAUUUACUUUUAUUUUUUUACUGAUAUUAUUUUUAUGCUAAGUUCGUCAUCUCAAGUUUUCAGUACAUUGCGUACGAGAUCUCAUCAUUCCAUUUUGCUUUAAAAUCCGCUCAAUUGUAGACAUUUCCAUAUUGUAUCAUAUAUUAUGUAAGUUUAUGAAACUUCGAUAUCGCCUAUGUAAAUAAUAUUUUAUGAUAGUUAAGUGUUUUGUGUCUUCGUUAUGUGCCAAUGAGAAACUGGUACCCGAUAUGUCUUGGUGAUGUACUCGAUUUGUUUAUAAAAAAAAAGAUUUUUAGAUCAUAUCUAUGGAUUAUUAACUUCAUUUGUCUGAUUUUUUCGCCUAGGAUUUUAUUUCUUGUAAUCAAAUAAAUUCCAAGAUAUUUUAAAUACAUUUUUUUCGUUCAUUUUUGGUGGGUAUUCCCAAGACCGAAUUAAAAACUUGAAUUUAAAGGUUAAAUCAAUGUUUUCUUAGCAUUUAGAGUACUUUUAGAAAGGCGCGCUUCCUUCUAUAAAUUCUUUAAGUGUAAUUAUGACGUUAAGUACAAAAUAUAUGAAUCUGUGUAAUGCCUGGUUCCUUUAAAAUUUCAAAUAGGUACCUUCUUUAUUUAAAUAUUGUUAUAUUUUGUUUUAUGAAAUUAAAAUAAAUUAUGUUUGAAUUGUAUCUUAUAGUUCGGUAAUUUUAUUAUUUAUCAUUCUACUAUACAUAUUUGCUUUUAUUUGUAAUAAAGAAGGUUUACAUAAGUAGUUACAGUAGUAGUUUUUUUAUGGAGACUAUCUACCUAACCGUCUAUAUAUUCGGAUUCUUGGAUUGUAUCGGAAGCAUAGGUGAUCACUUAUCUACAGGUGACUCACUUUUCAUGUACGUGAUUUAAAUUUCAGUAGUGUGAAUUAUUGAAAUUAACUAUAAGAAAACUAUUGUUAAUGAUUUAUAGAAAAAAAUACAUUUUUACUGUACAAUUAUGUAUGAAUUUGCAAGAAAUUUAGAAUUAUUCUACCUUUUAGGAAUCGGGCAACAAUUUAUUCUCAACUGUCAAUCUAAUGUCACUUGUGUAGCUGUCAAUGUCAUUUUGUCAAAUUUGGCGCGUAAUUGUAAUGCAAUGGAAUGCGGCACAUUUAAUCGAGCAUGAUCUUUGUUAUGUGCCUUCGUAUUGUAUCUAAAUACUGUUAUUUAAGCGAGGUAGUUUGUAAGUGUAAAUAUUUUUUAUCGAUUACUAUUGAAUGCAUUUGUUUGUAAGAUUUUUAAAUGAGGAGAAUAGUAUUUUAAAUAUUUUCCUGUAAUGACAAUAAAGGAAUCAAUUUUA
Leptidea sinapis is the source of this 10708-nucleotide messenger RNA. RefSeq names its product neurogenic locus Notch protein (gene N). The transcript has 34 exons. The coding region runs from base 214 to 7587 and encodes 2457 amino acids. NCBI's taxonomy places the organism in Eukaryota, Metazoa, Arthropoda, Insecta, Lepidoptera, Pieridae. Gene Ontology annotation, biological process: multicellular organism development; Notch signaling pathway; heterophilic cell-cell adhesion. Gene Ontology annotation, cellular component: protein-containing complex; plasma membrane. The record is from RefSeq and is a predicted model, not a curated record. Gene Ontology annotation, molecular function: calcium ion binding; Notch binding.